AUGGAACCUGUCGGCCUCACCCUUACGGUCAUCAGCCUCCCAGCAGCUCUUACCAUGACGUUCAAGUCGCUUCGGAAAACUGUAAAAUCCAUCAAAUACGCGAAACGCGAACUUCAAGAUCUUGAUGAAGAGAUCAAUCUUUUUGCCGAUAUUUACGAUACUUUUCUCGACGCGUGUGACGAGGCAUCACUGGAUAUUGAAGGUGCCUCGAGAAUCAAACGACACUUGCGAUCCUGGACAGAGAAGGUCAAGGAAGGGUUCAGAAAUCUACUUCAUCGGGUGCAGGCGGUGGGCAGGGAUCCUAGAUAUGAGCACUCCACAAUUGAAGUGAUCACUGCUCAUUACAGAUGGAUCAUGAGCAAGAGUACCUUGAGGUACUUACGUGCUUGCCUUAACGUGGCAAGACAGAGCAUGGUCGCAUUCACAAAUAUUCGCGUCCUUGGAAAACUAAAUGAGGAGCUGGCCUUUCUCCAAUCUGCCUUGACCUCCACGGCCGAGAGACAGAGCAUCGAAUUGCGACAUGGAGUCGGGCUGGAGGAGCGCAUACAAGUUGUACAAAUGAAAACAUAUGGACGUGGCUUCACUGAUUCGCGCAGUCACAACCGACGUACGCAGCGGCACAAGAUCGACCGUCGCUUAGAUGAAGUAAUCAAUCAAGUCAGAGCCUACGAGGAGAAAAAUAUAGAUCAUGAUCUUGUUCCACAAGAGAAACCGCUGCUGCAAUUUCGACGAUCAGUAGAUCGAUUCGUCGACCAAAUUGUUUCUCAAGAGAAGUCUGAUCGAAAGGCUCGCCGAAUGCAGGACAGUAGCUCAGUACUUACGUCUGAGUCGAGUGCUACUACCCCAACACAAUCUACUCAGUCUUCGUAUGAUCCAAGACAAGCACCGGAAUCCCCUCCAACAUCGCCCGAACCAUCUAUAGCAAGAGGCCCUACUGUAGAGAUACAGCCCGAGGAAAACAAACCAUCACCUACCAUUCCAGUACUCUGUUCGCUCCGCAAGUUUCAACCACUACGUUUAACGCCGAUCAAACACAAGCAGGUACCACCGUCUGGACCACCGACCGAUACACGUUUAUCUCAUCUAUCAGACCCAGAUGUCCCGCCGGCCGAUGAAGUCAGAUGGAUCAUGCAUGUCGAUCCUAAAAUCCUGGGAGAGGAUAAAGAUGAUCCUGAAGAUGGGAUAUCUGAAGAAGAGAUCCCGACAGAGAAGCAAGCUACGGGGUCGAAGCCAAGCAUAUGGAAAGCUGCUAGUGGACAGCAGGGAGAUAUGCCGAAGAGUUUACGCAUACACCGGCAGAGGAGUCGUUCACCUCAGGACUUUUGGUAG
This is a messenger RNA of Alternaria postmessia, 1329 nucleotides long. RefSeq lists its product as uncharacterized. The coding region runs from base 1 to 1329 and encodes 442 amino acids. The record is from RefSeq and is a predicted model, not a curated record. The transcript is spliced from 2 exons. NCBI's taxonomy places the organism in Eukaryota, Fungi, Ascomycota, Dothideomycetes, Pleosporales, Pleosporaceae.